Camellia sinensis is the source of this 2828-nucleotide messenger RNA. Its product is annotated as pre-mRNA-splicing factor ATP-dependent RNA helicase DEAH1. The record is from RefSeq and is a predicted model, not a curated record. Lineage: Eukaryota; Viridiplantae; Streptophyta; Magnoliopsida; Ericales; Theaceae. Gene Ontology annotation, molecular function: RNA binding; ATP hydrolysis activity; helicase activity. Gene Ontology annotation, cellular component: intracellular anatomical structure; catalytic step 2 spliceosome.
AUAUUUCUGGGAUCUCUUCCUCCUGGACUUUUCCAAAUAUGUUUCCUUUACGAGAUCAAAUACGUAUGAAACAUAUGAAAGAUCAAAUACAUAUGAAACAUAUGAAAUAUACGGUGGAAAAAGCCGUGUUAUUCUGUAGCAAUGCUAGGCGCCAAAUAUGACUAACUUGAAACCUACAAGGAUUAGGAAAAACCCAUUAGCCGAGACAAGCGUUGCAGUCAAUUCCGAAGAAUUUUCGUUUUCUAAAGAGAGAGAGAGAGAGAGAGAGAGAGAGAGACAUACAGACAUAGGACUCCCAAUUUUCACAGUUUGGUUCUGAAAUCGGUCACUUUUCCGGCGACUUUUUAAGUAUUUUCAGGCGUUUAAAGGCCGCACACGGUGGUGCUUUGCGGCGGCAAGAUUUCCCCCCUUUUUUCCGGUGGUUUUGCCCCAAAUCGUGGAGAUUGAGUUGAAGAAAUGGGUCUCCGACAAAUUGAUGUUGCUAUUGGGAUACUCUAUGCCUGAAAUUGUUUUGUAUGUUCUUGGUUUGUCCGAACAAGCAUUGUCCCCGGCUGAAUUGGCCCAACAUCUAGAGGAUGUUGGGUUAUCAGCGUCAAGCAAAACACGCUCGUUCGCUGAAGAAAUUUUCAAGAAGGUUCCACGUGAUAAAGCUUCUUCCGGCUUGAAUCUUUAUCAGAUACAGGAAAGGGAGGCAAUGAUUCUUGCAAGGAAGCAAAGGACACACACAAUUCUCGAGGCCAACGUUGAUGACGAUGAUAGUGUUGGUGAUGCUGGCAACAGAAAGUGUUUCAGAAAGAGGAAAAUUGAAGAACAAGAAGGUGAUGAAAAAGGAAAACAAGUUAAGAGACAGAUUGAAGAGAGAUUGGGUGACCAAAGAGAGAACAAUAAUGUCAAGACACUGAGAAGAAUUUCGAGGCAAGAGUACUUGAAGAAGAGAGAGCAAAAGAAGCUGGAGGAGAUGGGAUAUGAUAUACAGGACGAGGAGUACCUGUUUGAGGGUGUAAAGCUGAGUGAAGCAGAGAAUCAAGAGAUGAGGUACAAGAAACAAGUUUAUGAGCUUGCCAAGAAGAGGUCUAGAGAAUCUGAUAAUGAUAUGGGUGAGUACAGAAUGCCAGAAGCUUAUGAUGGAGAAGGGGGUGUAAAUCAGGAGAGAAGAUUUGCUAUUGCAAAGCAAAAUUACAGGGAUGCAAGUGCCGGAGAUGAGAAGAAGCCAUUCGCAGAACAAUCAGCUUGGGUAGAGCAGCAGAUCAAAAGGGCUACUCUCAAUUUAAAAAACCAUAAAAACCCAACAAGUGAUGAAUAUGAGUUUGUGUUCGAGGACGAUGUUAAUCACUUCAUCAAUGCUACGACUAUGGAUUGCGAUAAAUUUGAAGUUGAAUCACCUAUUGAGCCAAAUUUGGUUGAUGAGAGAGAAGCUCUGCCAAUCUAUACGUUUCGAGAUCAAUUGCUCAAAGCUGUUUGUGAUCAUCAGGUCCUUGUUAUUACAGGAGAGACAGGCUCUGGAAAGACUACUCAGAUACCUCAAUAUCUUCACGAGGCAGGCUACACAAAACGUGGGAAGAUUGGAUGUACUCAGCCACGUCGAGUUGCUGCUAUCAGUGUUGCUGCCAGAGUUGCACAAGAAAUGGGUGUCAAACUUGGGCACGAGGUGGGUUACUCUAUUCGCUUUGAAAACUACACAUCAGAGAAGACCGUUUUGAAAUACAUGACUGAUGGAAGGUUGUUGAGGGAACUUCUUGGUGAACCAGACCUUGCAAGCUACAGUGUGUUGAUGAUAGAUGAAGCUCAUGAAAGAACUAUAUCAACUGAUAUUUUGUUUGGUUUAGUUAAGGAAAUUGUUAGGUUUCGUCCUGAUCUCAAAUUGCUCAUAUCAAGUGCCACUCUUGACACAAAAAAGUUCAGUGAUUUUUUUGAUUCUGCCCCAAUUUUCGAAAUACCCGGAAGGCAAUAUCCUGUUGAAAUAUCCUACACGAAAGCGCCAGAGGCUAACUACUUGGAUGCGGCGAUUGUCACUGUUCUUCAAAUCCAUGUGACUCAACCAGAUGGUGAUAUAUUGGUCUUCCUCACCGGGCAAGAGGAAAUUGAGACAGCUGAGGAAAUGCUUAAUCAGAGAAUGAAGGGUCUGGCAUCAAAGAUAGCACAACUUGUAAUUUUUCAAAUCUAUGGAAACCUUCCAACUGAGCGCCAGGCAAAAAUAUUUGAACCUACCCCUAAAGGAGCACGAAAAGUUGUCCUUGCCACAAAUAUAGCAGAAACCUCUUUGACAAUUGAUGGGAUAAAGUAUGUCAUUGAUCCAGGAUUUUGCAAGAUGAAGACUUGUAACCCGCGGACUGAGAUGGAGUCGUUAUUAGUCACUCCCAUAUCAAAAGCGUCAGCAAUGCAAAGGGCUGGUCGAGCUGGGCGAACAGGUCCUGGAAAGUGUUUCCGCUUGUACACAGCAUAUGACUAUCACAAUGAUAUGGAAGACAAUACUGCACCGGAGAUACAGCGUACCAACCUUGCAAAUGUUGUGCUGACUCUUAAGACCCUCGGUAUCAGUAACUUGAUGAAUUUUGAGCUUAUGGAUCCCCCACCAGUCGAAGCUUUACUGAAAGCUCUGGAAUUACUUUAUGCGCUGAGUGCUCUGAAUAAAUCAGGUACAAGUGCUCGGAUGAGAUCAUAACGAUUGCUGCCAUGCUUUCUGUUGGGUUAGGAGUAUGAAACGGGCCAGAGAUAUAAGAGACCAGUUGGAGGGGCAAUUGGAGAGGGUGGAAAUUGAACUGACUUCCAACACAAGUGAUAUAGAAGCUAUAAAGAAGGCUAUAGCAUCUGGUUUUUUCACCCAUUCG